GCGCCGCUUGCGCGCAUGCGUGCUGCGAGGUUUGGGAAAAGCCGGAGGUAUGGAACAGCUUAACCAGGGCAAAACAAAAGAGAUGGUUCUCAUCACAGGAGGAGGAGGCUAUUUUGGUUUCCGCCUUGCAUGCGCUCUGCAUGAAGCGGGGGCAUUAGUCACUCUCUUUGAUGUCCAGCCCCCGAGCGAGGCCAUUCCAGAUGGCAUGGCGUUCCUGCGGGGAGACGUCAGGGAAUACUUGGAGGUGGAGGGGGCAACGCGGGGGGUCGGCUGCGUCUUCCACACCGCGUCCUACGGGAUGUCGGGGAGAGAGCAGCUGGACCGCGCCCUGAUCGAGGAGGUGAACAUGCGGGGCACGGAGCACGUGAUCCGGGCCUGCGUGGGAAACGCCGUCCCCAGGCUGGUCUACACGAGCACCUUCAACGUGGUGUUCGGGGGGCAGGUGAUCGAAAACGGAGACGAGUCCCUUCCCUAUCUGCCGCUCCAUCUCCAUCCUGACCACUACUCCAGGACCAAGUCCCUAGCUGAAAUGGCGGUGCUGAGGGCCAACGGCACAGCCUUGCGAGGCGGGGCGGGCCUCUUGAGAACCUGUGCCCUGCGUCCGGCAGGGAUUUACGGGCCCGGUGAGCGGAGGCACCUGCCGCGAAUCGUCCGCUACAUCGAAAGCGGGAUCUUCAGGUUUGUUUACGGGGACGCCGGGAGCUUGGUGGAGUUCGUCCAUGUGGACAACCUGGCGGCCGCGCACGUGCUGGCCGCCGAGGCCCUGACUGCUGCAAAACGGCACCGAGCAGCAGGCCAGGCCUACUUCAUAUCCGACGGCAGGCCCGUUAACAACUUCGAGUUUUUCCGGCCUUUGGUGGAAGGCCUUGGCUACCCUUUCCCAAGGCUCCGCCUCCCGGUCUCCCUCGUCUACUUCUUUGCGUUCCUCACGGAGAUGGUUCACUUCCUCGUUGGCCGACUGUACAACUUCCAGCCUCUGCUCACGCGGACGGAGGUCUACAAAACGGGUGUCACCCAUUACUUUAGCAUGGCCAAGGCCGAGGAGGAGCUGGGCUACGAGCCCCGGCGUUACAGCCUGGAUGACGUCGUGCAGUGGUUUAAAGACAAGGGCCACGGAAGAAAGCCACGUUCCCCCUCGUUCAAACAGCUGCUCCGGGACGUGUUUCUCAUGGCUAUGUUAGUUGCUGUUAUCUUUUCCUACAUUCCAGUUGUUGGCACGUAACUGCAUUGAACUGGCCAAGAGAUCUAAACUGAUGAGAAGGAAUUUCUAAUAUAUUAUUAAAUGUGGCAUUAUAAAAUGCGGUAUACUUAGUAGGGAUUUACUACAUUGUGUGCUGUUAGAGCCCUAACAAGCUCUUAGCUCGUGCUCUAAAACAAGAUCAGGAAUUGAUGGCAUUGUUUUUAACCUUAUGUUUGCUGUAAAAACUGUCAGUGGUUGGACAGGCAGUGUUGUGUGGACUGAUGUGUUACUCUCAGAGAUGUAUAACAUUCCACAAAGAAAGAAGGAGUACUCACAACACAACACUGCUCCUGGUGUAGGUGCUAGUCAGUUUGGGGUUACUCUCGGCAGUGCUGGUACAGGUUUGCACAGCUGGUAGGACUGGACCAAUUGAGGGGAAGUGUCCUGCUCAAGUGUACAAUAGGACUUCAGCAGGGACUUGAACCCACAAUCGUCCAGAUGGCAGCCCAGAUUUCUAACCUCUAAUAGUCUUGUCCUGGUCUUUAACACUUCAGUGUUUAUAGUUCCAGAUCUCAACAAGAUCCUUUUUUGUAAACGCCUCUUUAAACAAAUACAUGAAAUAAAAGUUUUUGAACUUU
Molecule: messenger RNA, 1818 nt
Organism: Lepisosteus oculatus (spotted gar)
Lineage: Eukaryota; Metazoa; Chordata; Actinopteri; Semionotiformes; Lepisosteidae
Gene: sdr42e1
Product: short chain dehydrogenase/reductase family 42E, member 1
Biological process (GO): steroid biosynthetic process
Molecular function (GO): 3-beta-hydroxy-Delta5-steroid dehydrogenase (NAD+) activity
Source: RefSeq, a predicted model, not a curated record